CCCAAUUGAAAGGUUCAACAAAAUGAAUGAUCUACGUAACGUAACCCAUGUGAACCUUUCUGAAUUCUGACAAAUUUUCCCAAAAUGCAAAUCCUUUUGCAGAACAACAAAAGUGUUUUAUACGAAUCAAUCAAACAGAAUGGAUUUUUUAUUCGAAUUCAUUUGACUCUGUCUUCCUCACCUACGACACUGUCUGUCUGUGACUGUUACUCUGUCUGAGCUCUCUUCAAUUUCUCUCUGCAUUUGCAUUUCUGGGUUUUUCGAUUAUUUAUAUCUGGGUUUUCUCUCCUGUAUUGAGUUUUCAAAGGAAAGGUGAUAAAGGUGGCGCCUUUACACUCAAACACAGCAUUCACAUUGUAGCACUUGCUUCAGCUCUCUAACAUUGUCAGCAACUGACUGGCCUUGAAAAUCACUUGAUAGGAGAACAUGGCUUCAUCAGAUGUGUGUCCAACUGAGGAUGCAGUUAAGUUAUUCCUUGAUUAUUUGGUUGAUCCUUUGCUGCCAGCAAAAUCAUCUGUUCGAGAUAAUCCAACACUCUCUCAACAGGAUUCAGUUGUCAAGCAGGUGCAUUCUGUUGUCUUACUGUACAACUACUACCACAGGAAGCUGCACCCAGAGCUAGCAUAUCUUCCAUUUGAUGAAUUUUGCAAGUUGACUGUGGUUCUGAAGCCACCUUUACUAGCGUAUAUGAAAUUUAUGCUAGGGUCAAAUGAAGAUGAUCUCACUAAUGUGGAGAAGCAGCUAUCAUUGACAGAAAAAACGAUUAUGGGUGCAUGUAAUGUAUGUAAGUAUUUAGAUGCAUCAAAGAAUGCUCCCAAUAUAGAGGGAUGGCCCAUUUCGAAAGUUGCUAUCCUUCUAAUUGACAGCAAGAAGGAGUACUGCUUUUUGCCGUUUGGUUCUAUUACUAUGGGGGUAUGGUCUGUGGUUGAAAAAAGUCUAGACACCUCUAGCCAAGUUUCUGAAGUUGCAUCAGGAACAAAAUUGACGUACAGAAUGAAAAGAGCCAGUAGAAAUACUACAAAAGAUGAAUUAAAAGUCAAUGAAGAUGUACUUCUGCAAGUUGGGUAUUCCGCUGUAAGAGAAGCCACAGGUAUUGAUUCUACUGAUGUUAAGCUUUUGGAUAGCUACACUGUCUAUUCUCAAAGCAAAGAGAAGGCAGCUUCUCGCUUUUAUAUAAUGCAGUGCUCCCAGUCCCAGUCUGUCGGUCAGGAGGUUAAUCCAUUUCCUCUCAAAGAUGUAAUUGAAAGCUUGCAGGGUCCUUUGGUCAAGAAGAGUUCUGGCAGUUGGACGAUCACUCCUGUUGUGGAUUACUUACAUGUGCUCCCUUAUUCUGAAAUAAUCUCAAAGUGGAUUUCUAGAGAAGCAUUCUCAAAUAGUCUGCAAAUUUCAAGGGUAACACAGACAAAUAUCAUGUUGGACAUCCCUGAAGUGAAUGAAUCCCUUGGAAAUAAGGUCUCCUUCACUGAUUUUGAUAGUCAGCCAAGCAUUGAGAUGCUGAAGCAGAAAGAGAACAAUAGAAGCUGUACACUUCGACUAUCGGAUUCUAUCAAGGAGCCGCAUGAAUUGGAUGCCAACAAACCAUCUGUGCAGUAUAACUCAAAUUGCUCCGCAAGUGCUGUUAAGGUUGGAAAUAAGGUCUCCUUCACUGAUUUUGAUAGUCAGCCAAGCAUUGAGAUGCUAAAGCAGAACGAGAACAAUAAAAGCUGUACACUUCGACUAUCGGAUUCUACCAAGGAGCCGCAUGAAUUGGAUGCCAGCAAACCAUCUGUGCAGUAUAACUCAAAUUGCUCCGCAAGUGCUGUUAAGGUUGGAAAUAAGUUCUCCUUCACUGAUUUUGAUAGUCAGCCAAUCAUUGAGAUGCUAAAGCAGAACGAGAACAAUAAAAUCUGUACACUUAGACUAUCGGAUUCUAUCAAGGAGCCGCAUGAAUUGGAUGCCAACAAGCCAUCUGUGCAGUAUAACUCAAAUUGCUCUGCAAUUACUGUUAAGCAGGCUAUGCAGGCUGAUUCGACAAGCAUGGACAUUACUGAAAGUGAAAUCAACAAUCUUGCUUCUUGCCACAAGAUUUGUGCCAAUGGGCCCAAUACCUCAUCUGAAAAAGACACAAUAGAUGGCUGUAAAUUGAUUGCAAAUCAUUGUAACUCAGAUGUAGAGAAGCUCCAUAUUCUUGUAGAUUCAAAAGAGAUACUGUCACAGACUGCCCUAACUGCUUUGAUAAGAAAGAGGAAUGAGCUGGCCCUUCAGCAACGCAAGAUAGAGGAUGAUAUUGCUAAUUGCGAAAAAAAAAUUCAGAGAGUGUUAACUGUAGAUGGGGAAGAUGAGUUUGAAUUAAAGAUAGAAUCCAUUAUAGAGGGCUGUAAUGAUGUAUGGGUAAGGAAUCAGGAAAGGACUUGUGGACAACAAAGCUUCCCUCUUAAGAGAAAAAGAUUAUCAGAGGCUGUCUUUAUCGCGCUAAGUCCAUGCCAGGAACUUGAUGGUGUAUGUCGUGAGAACAACUGGCUCCUUCCAACUUAUCAUCUUUUUCAAUCAGUUGGUGGAUUCCAAGCUAAUGUAACUGUUAAAGGAGUGGAGUUUCAGUGUUCAUAUGCGGGUGACUUGUGUUCCGAUUCUCAAGAAGCAAGAGAGUCAGCUGCUGCUAAGAUGUUGACUAACUUGAGAAGUAUGGCAAAAUCAGCCAAGUGAUGUUGGAAGUAUGGAACAAUGUAACUGGAAUUUAUGAAUCAAUCUAUAAUAACGUGACUGGAACUUGUGAACUAAUCUAUAUUUUGAUGUAGUACAACUACAAGUGAGUAGUUUAGUGCUUGACGGCAUGCUAAACUCACAAAGGUGACUUAGAUUAGAUGGAAUUAACGAAAGUUCUUCAUGGUGGGACUUCUUGUUUACAUUAUUUUUCCUUGAAAAAUUAACAUUUAGCUAUCUAAUUUCAUCAUUUAGUUUUUGACUU
Lotus japonicus is the source of this 2944-nucleotide messenger RNA. RefSeq lists its product as uncharacterized. Bases 427 to 2682 code for a protein of 751 amino acids. The record is from RefSeq and is a predicted model, not a curated record. Lineage: Eukaryota; Viridiplantae; Streptophyta; Magnoliopsida; Fabales; Fabaceae. The transcript is spliced from 11 exons.